Magallana angulata is the source of this 2157-nucleotide messenger RNA. Its product is annotated as glycoprotein 3-alpha-L-fucosyltransferase A-like. Gene Ontology annotation, cellular component: membrane. Gene Ontology annotation, molecular function: alpha-(1->3)-fucosyltransferase activity. The record is from RefSeq and is a predicted model, not a curated record. Bases 476 to 1690 code for a protein of 404 amino acids. The transcript has 4 exons. NCBI's taxonomy places the organism in Eukaryota, Metazoa, Mollusca, Bivalvia, Ostreida, Ostreidae.
GUAUUUCACAACACCCUUAUAUUUUUUUUAAAUUGAACGAAUCGUUGCUACUUUUGACGCGUAGUAAAUGAAAAUCAUCAACAUUUAAACUGAGAUGGCAAGAAGAAAUCCGAGGUUCAAAGUAAAACGUAGCAAUUCUAGUAAAAGUUCAACAAGCCUGGGUAUUUCAUGGCUUUUAUGACACACCAACCCCUCUAAAGCAUUGAAAAUAGAAGUGUUUUGAUUGGAACUGUAAUGAUCAUGUUACCUAUAAUGUUGUGCUUUUCUGGGAUCUGUCGUAAGGGCUUGAGAGGUCGUGGAACACAUGGACUAUGAAAAACGCUAUUUAAUUGGGUGGAAGAAAUGGAACGUUCCACUCUUUUACCUGACCCCAGAACAUCCAUUUCGUAAUCGCUUAUGCCAAUUCAAGCGACAGGGUUGAAUGGGUUUCGAAUGUCGGUAACUUACAACGAGAUUUUUAAAUUCUUCCACAACGAUGAUCACUUGUGAGAGGGGCGAAGAACAAACAGCGAAAUGGGCGCUUAACAAAGCGAAUGUACUCCACUGUUUCACGCAUCGCAAAAAGUCUCUUAUAUCUUUAGGCGUGUUCAUUAUUGUAGUGAAUUGCCUUUUAAUAUCUGAAAAUUAUCCUUCCUUUUCACUGGUGGUACCAAAGGGCAGCAACCAUCACGUAUACUACUUUGACCAAAAUCAUUACGUGAAUAAAUCGGAGAAGCGCAUUUUACUUUGGACUCGAUAUUUUUAUGACGCCAAUUGGGAGCGGUCUGUGAAGCGGGUUCUGAAUGCUCCAUGUUCUCACAAAUGUUCCGUCACUACAGAUAAGAGCACCAUAAGAGAAGCUGACGCCAUAGUUUUUCAUUUGUUAGACUUAUACAUUUGGGAGAGGCCACCACAAUAUCGAGCGCCUCACCAAGUUUGGGUGUUACAUAACAACGAACCACCUCCACAUCAGUAUUAUACAGGAAGAAGUCUCGUUUAUUCUCGAUUCGCUUUUAAUUGGACGUUAUCUUAUAGACGAGAUUCAACGAUUCGUUGCCCGUACGGGCGAUCUUGGAGAAAAGCGAAGACAGCCGAGGAGAAACCUCGCUAUGAAAAUUUUGCAGAAGGUAAAACCAAAAUGACGUAUGGCGUGAUCAGUAAUUGUGUGGAUGAUGCUGGAAGAUAUUCGUAUGUGAAGAGGUUAAGAGAGCAUACGCCACUGGAUCUUUACGGAAGAUGUGGGAAUCUUACCUGUCCAAGGAACGGAAGUUGUGAAGCUUUAUUGAAACCUUAUAGGUUCGCGGUUACUUUUGAAAACAGUAAUUGUAAGUAUUACACUUCAGAAAAGUUCUGGAAUGCUCUCAAUAGACGAAAUAUUCCAUUGGUGAAUUGGAUACCAGAACAGGUUCCAUUCGAUGCUCCUCCCAAGUCUUACAUUAAUGUUCAUGAAUAUCAAAUGGAAGAUUUGGCAAAACUUUUAAAACGUCUAGCUAACAACGAUACCGAGUAUAACAGUUAUUUUGAAUGGAGAAAAAACUACACUGUUAUUGCAGAUCAUUUUGCAGGAUUCUGUGAUAUGUGCAAAGCUUUACACAACGAUUCAGUCCCGGCUCAAGUUGUAGAUUACAAAAGCUGGUUAGCAGACGAUACUUGCCAAGGCUGGACGCUUACAAGCAUUAUCACCAGAAGAAUAAAGAAUUAUUUCGUCUGAUGAGAGGAGCUUCAUUCCAUAAUUAUAUAGAAACACUGAACGAUAAUUCAAUGUAGUACGGGGAACAAAGAGGAUGUGUUGUGCAAUAUGCGGGAUUGAAGAGGUGUAAGGAAUCUGUUCUUGCAAUGCAGAAAUGUGUUUGCUUACGUGAUAUGAUACAUGAUAGUCCAAUUCGUGAUUCUCCAAACAAAUACAGGUGCUUUAAUAAUAAUCACGUGACAGAUCUUUCAUUUCAGGCUGUGUGAGGGCAUGUUGUAGGAAUGAAUGGAAGGAAGAAUUUGAGUGUGAUUCAAGCACGUGUCAAAAUUAUUUGUAAAACGGGCCGAGUGCUACAAGAGAAUGUUGUCAACACGUUUUGUGUGUGAUUCAAGCGUGAGUCGAAGUUAUUUGUUGUGAAAAAGAUCGAGUGAAAUCAUUCUGACAAGAGCAAUUGUACUCUCCAUAAUAAAUGAAAAUUUGUAUUUUGA